This is a messenger RNA of Chrysemys picta bellii (western painted turtle), 5024 nucleotides long. The record is from RefSeq and is a predicted model, not a curated record. Lineage: Eukaryota; Metazoa; Chordata; Testudines; Emydidae.
UCCCUUUCACUUCCUCCUUCCCUUUCACUUCCUCUAUUUGUGAAGCAGCCUGUCUCUUCCUUCAUCUCUUUGCCUCUGUCUCAGUCCCCCUUUCCCUCUCUCACUCUUUCAUUCCAUCUCCCCCAUUAAUCCAUCAGGUUUCUCCAUCCCCGACACCAGGGUUCUCCAGCGAUCAACAGGUCUUGAAGCUGCAUCAUCAUCACCUGUCCCUGCUCCUUUCAGACACCAGCUGGCCCAUCCCAGGAGCUGGUUCCUCUCUCAGAUGUGCAGACUUUGGGGAAGUGUCUCGCCUCAUGGGACGGAUGGUCACAGAUAUUUGUAGGAGCUCGGUUGCUAUUUAUGUAGCCCAUUGAAGGAGCAGAUUCACCCGGCAGCAGCAUCCUGUUACACCCAGCAUGGAGCUCCUCCAUCUCCUAGCUUCUCUCCAGAUCCUUCCCCGGCUGGUGUCACCUGCAGCUCCCCUGCAAGCCCCCACAGUCAUCGUGGACCCCCAGCACCCUGUGUAUUUCCCAGGGGAGCGUCUCACCCUCAGAUGCUCGGCCCCUGCCGGGGAGGCAGUGAGCAGCUACCACUUCUACAAUCAGCGCGGGGAACGGGUCUUCACAGAAACCACUGGCCUGUCUGUGGGGCCCUGGUUGGUCCUGACAGCUCAGAUGGGGAAGGCCGGGACAUACAGCUGUGAGUACUGGGCAGUGAGAGAAGGACAGUCCAUCUACUCUACACGCAGCCAGCCUGUCUGGGUACCAGUGAUGGAUUUCCCUCUUGCUCCAUCCAUCUCUGCGAAUUCUGAUCCCCCCGGGAAGAGCCCUGUUACCAUCAUAUGCUCGGCCCCUCAGGGACAUGUGGCUGCAAGGUACCAGUUUCUGAGGCAGGGGAAUGUCAUUGUCUCACAGCCGGGUGCCCGUCUCCAGCUCCGUCAAUCUGAUUUGGAUGCUACCGGCCCUUACACCUGCAGCUAUGAGAUCAGUGUCUCAGGGAGAAUGAUCCAGUCACGGCCAAGUGCUCCCCUCUCAAUCCAUCUGACAGGUGUCCCACGCCCCCCGCCAACCCCCCAAAUCAUUCUGGACCCCCCAAAACGCAUCUAUUUUCAGGGGGAACAUGUCAAGCUCACCUGCUCAGUUCCUGGCAGCGAGCAGGUGAGGGGAUACAGAUUCUACCAUCAAAGAGGGGAGCAGAUCUCCGAGCUGGACGAGGGGGCUUGGCUGGAGCGCACGGCUAUGACUGGGAAUGCUGGGGCGUACUCCUGUGCCUAUUGGAUAAUCCAAUCUGGGCAAGCGAUCCUGUCAGGGAAGAGUGAAUCCGUCUCCAUCACUGUGACUGCUCCUCUGCUGGCUCCCAAACUCUCUCUGCAUCCCAAGCUCCCUGUGUACCUGCCCGGGGAGAAGGUCACCCUCGACUGCUCAGUGCCCGGUGGUGAGGAGGUGGUAGGGUUCAGGUUCCACCAGCACAGAGGGGAUCAGACCCUGGAAGAGCUGCCAGCUGCCAGCGGGGGGCCCCGGAUGGAGCUCACAGCACAGAGGGGGAAUGACGGCUCCUACACCUGUCAGUACUGGAGAUGGGAGGCCGGGCAGGAGAUUGCAUCAGAGAACAGUAUCAGCAUCACUGUACCGGUGUCAGAUCCGCCUCCACAGCCAGCUCUGCACCUGGAUCCCCCAUCUGGAGCAGUGAGCGAAGGGCUCCCCCUGCUCAUCACCUGUGUGGCACCCGAAGAUGCCGGCGAGAGGAGGUUUCAAUUCUACAAGGAUAGAACCGAGCUCGUCCUCGGAGACGUGGGGUCGGAGAUCAUCACCAUGGAGCCCGGCACCGGCUCUGUCAAUGUCUCUGUGCUCAGCAUCCCAUGGGCCAGUCCCGAGAGCACCGGGGAAUUCACCUGCGGGUAUGAGGAGAACAUGAGCGGAAGGUGGAUCCCGUCCCCCAGGAGCCGGGCUGUGAACGUCACUGUGACAGCGAAGGCUUCUCCAGGCUCCAUUCAGGCCUGGCCUCCGUGGAUCCCCCUGGUGGCCGGAUGUGUCGGUGCCGCAGCUCUUCUCCCCCUGCUGCUUCUCCUCAUCUGCCUCUGCAGGAGGAAGAAAGGUGGUGUCGCAGCAGAGACACAGCCCCCGCAUGUCAACAGACCCUCCGGGGCUGGCACAGCUCUGCAGGAAUGGAGCCGUGAAAGGCAGGUCCAGCCAGUGACCCACAACCAACCAGUGCGGCCCAAGAACCCUGGAGGGAAGCCCAUAGUGGGUCAAGACCCCCAGGAAAGGGACAAGAGAGAAGAGGAUGCAGAUGACAGGGGAGGGUGCAACUCCUUGGUAAUCAAUACCGUCUAUUCCACCCUGACUCCCCCUUGCACCGUGGCCCAGCAGAGAGGGAGAAAGUACUUCUCAGAGGCUGUAGUGUACAGCGAAAUCCCCUCCUGAUCACAGCUUCUGCGACAACCCCAGACCCAUCCCACCCCCACUGAGAACACCUCUCAUAAUGCCCCAUCCCCCCAACCUUACCUUCCCUGCAAAUAGCCACAAACAUCUUCCUGGUGUACUUUCAAUGUGAGGUGGGGGACAGGGGCUGGGAGCCAGGACUCCUGGGUUCUAUCCCCAGCUCUGGGAGGGGAGUAGGUUUAGUUUAUUAGAGCAGGUGGUGAGGCUGGGAGCCAUGGUCUGUGAAGGGAGUAGGUUAUAGCAGGGAGAGUAGUAAUUCCCAAUGCUUAGAUUAUUUUCAGUAUACGGGUUAGAGGAGGGAGUUUGGGUUUUAAUCUGUCAAAGACAAGUGUUUGCAGAACUAUGUGAAAUAGUCCAGAGGGGCCCCUACCCCUGCAUCUGUUCCAAUGCACAUUGCGCCCUUUUGUUGUGGGAAACCUUCUCUUACGAUGGGACCCCCUGGAUAUUAUUACUCUUGUUCCUUCGCCGUGGAGUUCUGGGUCUGUGUUUACAAAACUCCUUUAAACAAAAUGAAAUCACAUUGGUUUUCAUUAAGGGGUUAGAUAGAGGAGUGGCCUCUAUCUAUGUCACACAUACACAGAUCUCAUCCCCUCCCGUAAGGGGCAGAAGGGAGGGACACACACGGCUGGAGGACAGCCUGUGACCAAGAGAUCUGUGCAACAUCCCCAACAUCGGAAGAGCUUCCCAUACUGGGAAUGGGGGAUACGUUAAUCAAACCACUGAAAUGCAGCCAGCUCUGGGGUAAGGACUGACCACUCUUUAACACAGUUAGCGCUACCCCUCCAAAGGGAUCUUCACCUGGGGCUGAAAUGCAGCCACUUCCGGGGGAUGGUUUGACAGCAGUUUAGCAGCAUCAGGGCAAACACUGCAGAAGUGGAUCUCGCUCCCAGCACCAAAAUGCAGCCGCUUGUAAGGUGGAACAUGGCAGUUCUUGAAGAGCUCCCGGCAGAGCUAUUCUGGAGAGGGGGGCAUGGAGAAACCUGGGUCCAACUGAGGCUGCAAUUUGAGGGAGGCAAAAUCAGUUGUGAAAACGCCAAGGGAUCUGUGAUGACCACUACUGGUGAACGAAGGUGUAUUUCAUUUUAAACCAGACAGCACAGUGCACCCCAGUGCCAUGCUGGGGUAUUGGGGUCACCAUUGACUGCAGGGUAAGAACACCCCCUUCUGAGCCCCUGCCCUGCUCCCUACAGCACAACCCCUCCACAAGCCACACUCGGGGAUGGAGGUCAGCACCGACUCUGAAGGGACAGCGCCCCCUACAGGCUCCCCUGCCCUGCUCCCGGCAGUGCUUUAGAGAUCUCCUCUCUGAGCACUGACAUCACCCAUGUGUCUCUCCUAUACGAGGUGGGAUUGGACCACAGCACAGGAGGCUACACCAGUCUGCGUUGAUCCUGGGCUGCAUGGGGUCCACAGGAGGGUCAUAGACCGAACAGGGGAGUUCGAACUCACAGAGAUCUGAUGCAUUCCCCAAAUGGCCGGCUGGAAUGCUGUCCAUGAGUUUGCUUGAUUGCUCGCAGCAGAGAACUCAUCCGCUUUCCUACGACGGAAUCUCACCUGUUGUAUUGCCUGGAGGUGGCUUAUCAAGUGGCCCAAAGAGGAGGAUGCUGGAACGCAGAACUCCUGGGUUCGAUUUUCCCCCCCUCCACUCAGUCAUGUGCCUCAGUUUCCCAUAUUUAUAUAUUGAGGAUCAUGCUUCUCUUACACGGUGAUUGUCACAGCUGCAAACUGCGGUGAGAUGCUCAGAUCAAAGAUGUCGGGGGGCCACCAAAGGAUUAAAUUUCACCAUCCAUCGCCCUGUUCACACUGUGGAGAAACUAUUUCACUUCAGCUCCUUGAGGCAGGGCUACAAAGGCAGUGAUGGCGCAGCGCGGGGGAGGGGACGUCUAUUAAUCAUCUCUGUGACCGCAACUGUGCCAGCUGUUUCUCUGCGGCUGCGAGGCUUCCUGCGGUGGCUGGCUCCCCUGGGCUGCUGCGCUCUGCGGUUUCCAAGGCCAGGGCAGUGGCUGGGUUGCUAUUGGCACCCGCCCCAAUGCACCUGGCCUGUGUGUCCUGCCCUCCGUGUGAUUAAGGGGUCGACACACACCCCACGCUGGGUCCCCUUCCUGCUCAUAGACACACACACACACACCCUGCCAUGGGUACUCCAUUAGCAUCCCCGGCCCCCCGCAACCUGCGUAGCCAGCAUGGAGCGGCAGGUCUGUGUGAUCCUGUACACUGACCAUCCCCAGCUCAAGACCUGGCCAGCCAGAGCCAGAAGCAGCCAAACCAGGGUCCUCUGGACAUACCGAGAUCUUCCUGCAGUUUUCAAAUGAGCUGACGGGACAUUUGCUCCAAGCCACCUCUCCCUAUAGUCUCUUCCCCACCACUCCGCACCUGCCCCUUCUCCCCAGCCCUCUCACUCCCUUUAGCUGAUCCCCUCCUUGCUAAACCCACCAUCACCCCAAAAUAGCCAUGCCGUCAGCUGCCAUCCCAUUGAUCUCUCCGCUCGGGGUGUCCUACCCCUUCCCCCGCCCUGUGGCCACCUGGUCUAUUUCAAUCCAUGGCCGGUCCUUAGAGCCAGCUGUUACCAGAUUUGCCCAUUUGUCACGGAGUGUCGGGGGACAC